CGUACCAUAUAUGGUCAUAUGGAAUGUUGGAGGCAAUUCAGAUCCUUGACCCAAAUCUCAUUCUCUGCAGCUAAGAUAUAGUGUGUUAUAUAGCAAUCCUUCUCUUUUCCUAAUAAUUUUCAGAAAACAAGGGAGAUGGAAAGAGCAACAGCUGCCAAAACCUUUAAUGACAGUUUACCUCAGAAAACACCCGACCGAGGAAACAAGGAUGCCUCUUUCUCGGCCUCUAAUCUCAAACCAGAUGAGCCCUUUAAUGGCAAACAAGAACAGCGUGCUGUCGAUGGAUGCAGUAGUACUAUAGUCGAUGAGAUUAGCAUUUUUGACGCUCACAAGUAUUUCAACGAUUCGAGUAAUAUUGGCGCUCAGAAAGUUAGCUGCAAUAGCAGAGUACUUUCCCGUGUGUUUAAUGUCAAUGUUGAGAAUUUGGAACGUGGUUCGGAGCGAUUAGAUCUCUCAGCAGCUCUUCCCGGCAGAUUCUCUUCUGCUUCGUCCUCCGUGGAUGGCUAUACUAAUGGUAGAAACUAUGGAGCUCGUUCUUUCCAUGCCACAACUCCGACAACUUCAUCGGAGGCUAGUUGGAACAGCCAAGCUGGUCUCUUAUCCAAGCCUCCUGGCGCAAUUUCAGUUUCCAUGCAGAAUGUUCGUCAUCUUGAUGAGAAGAAAGUUAAAGGUUGUGGUAGAACUACUGCCAGAUGGUUUUUAGGAAGAAAAUGCCCCUGCUCAGGCAAGAAAUCCGUUCAAGUACGCGAAGAAAAAGCACCAGAACCCAAAACCACCCCACCACCACUACCAUUACUGCAUCAACAUGAUCACCCCAGCACAGGUCCAAUCAUGAAUCUCAAAAGGCAGAGCUCCAAGUUAGAAAAUACUUUGGUCGCACCCAACAAAUGGAGCCAAAAUAGUCUUUUUCCUUCAAAUCUGCAGGGGGAGCGUGCUGUUGUGGUGGCCUCCGGGAGGCCCUUUAGUAGUACUAAUCAUGGUGCUGGCUUCACCUUUCCCAUACUAAAUCCGUCGUCAUUGUCAUCGACGGCGAAAUCCCCACCAAAACUGCCAGUUGAUAUCAAAGCUCGAGGCAUUAGUAUUAUUGAAGAUCCACCUCGUCAUUCCUUGGAAGUGUUCCGUCCCUCGCAUGAAACUAUCUCCGUUGAUACUAAUAAUAAUUCAUGCAAGGCCAGUCAGAAUUUUACGUUCCCAGCAAGUCCCAAGUCAAGAAUGAAUAUUGAUGAUGAAGUGGCAAGCGACGCCAGCUCCGACCUGUUUGAGAUAGAGAGUUUCUCAACUCAGGCCAUUUCCUAUCCGAUAACAUCCCACCGCAGAGAUUCCCUGGACGAGGCCUCCAUCUUUGAUGCAAGACGAUUGGCUGCUAACGGGUCUUUCUUGUUUACCAGGCGUAGCCUCGAGGAUCCAAUGACGCCGUCCAGUAUUAGUGAUAUUGCACGAAGAAUCGAGUGCUACGAGCCAAGCGAGGCUAGCAUUGAUUGGAGCGUGACAACAGCUGAGGGUUUCGAUCGAGCUAGCGUCGCAAACUUGUCAGUUGUCGCAUCAGAAUUUGUCGACGUUGAGACAAUGAUUAUGCAGGCCGGGAGUGAUCAACGGCCCGACCCAGAAAAAAGAAAACGGAGGUUGGCAUCGGCAUCGGCAUCAGCUUCGACAUCUGGGAAUGGGUUGUUGUUGAGCUGUCGAUGCGAGAGGGCGGUGAGCGUGGGGCCAAACCCAGUGAAAGGCAUGUCUACUGCUGAAGGACAUAGGGAGGGUCCACAUCUGUCAACGAAGUCGUCCACAUUGAGGCAUGUGGGUAGUAGGCCACCCAUCGCGAAUAAGCCACCGCUUGCAAGGUCUCCCCCAGCACGAGUGUCUCUUCCUCUUGCGACAUAGACAUAUGGAGUGCAGAGCCAUCAGUUUGUAAUACGAUGGGAUUUUCUAUGCCUCCAUGCCCAUAUUUUCCAGUACUGUCUCUCGUUUAUAAUUUGUUUUUCCAAAUAAUAAUGUCCGUGUGAACUAAUUUUUGUUGUUUUUAUCAUUUCAUUGCUCUAGUGUUUUUAUUAUGUAUGAAAAGAACUAUUCCGUCUA
This is a messenger RNA of Juglans microcarpa x Juglans regia, 2070 nucleotides long. Its product is annotated as protein PHYTOCHROME KINASE SUBSTRATE 4. The coding region runs from base 136 to 1875 and encodes 579 amino acids. The transcript has a single exon. NCBI's taxonomy places the organism in Eukaryota, Viridiplantae, Streptophyta, Magnoliopsida, Fagales, Juglandaceae. The record is from RefSeq and is a predicted model, not a curated record. Gene Ontology annotation, biological process: phototropism.